AUGAGCCUUCCGAUAAGUUAUUACGAGGUGCUGAGAGUUCACCCCGAAACCCCCACAGCCACCAUCGACCUCAUGCUAGACUCCAUGCUCGCCUCGCCGCCUCAAGAAGGCUUCACCGUCUCCGCCCUCACGGUCAGGGCGGAAGUUUUGGAGGCUGCCCGGGACACGCUGCUGGAUCUGGAGCUCCGGGCAGAGUAUGACGAGGACCUGAAGGCAGCAGCUGCAGAGCAGCAGCAGGGGUUUGGGGGUGUGGGGAGGGGUGGAGGGGAGUAUGGGGGCGAGACUGCGAUCAUGGUUGAUGUUCCCAUGAGCCGGGUCCCUGGCGUGUUGUGCCUGCUGCAAGAGGCGGGUCGCUCUGCUGACGUGGCAGAGGCGGGCCUCGACCUCCUCUCCCGCCCGGAUGGCGAUCCUGCUUUCCGUGCUGACGUGGCACUCGCCACAGCGUUGGCGUACUCGGACCUGUCGCGCGACGCCAUGUCAGCAGACCCGCCUGCAGUGGCACAGGGCUGCGAGCUGCUGGAAGCUGCGCUGAAGCUUCUGCAGGACGAGGGCGGGCCAAGCCUGGCGCCGUCCCUGCAGGCGGCCAUAGAGGACUCGCUGAGGGAGAUGGGCCCCACACGCGUGCUGGAGCUGCUGGCGCUGCCCCUGGACAAGGAGCACGAGGACGCCCGGAGCGAGGGCAUACAGGCCAUGCGGGACCUCCUCUGGUCCCAGAACCCUGAGGCCACUCUCUCCUUUUCCUCUCAAGGCAGUUUCUCCCGCCAUGUGUUCAUGCGGGAGGCCUUCCUGCGCCUCACCACCUCGGAGCUCAUCGCCCACUUCGCUGCCGCCCCGCCGCACGUCGACGCCGGCAUCCUCGAGGCCUACUGGGUCGCGCUCGCCUUUGCCGGCCGGGGAUUCUUCCUGCGCCGCCCGGCCGACAUCGUCCAGUCUGACGCGCUGCUCAAGGAGCUGAACGAGUCCACCGCGUACCGUUUGUUGGUUAACGUGAGCACGGGCGGCGGGGUGGGGGAGGCGGGCGGCGGAGUGGCCGGGGCGGUGGCGGGGACAGGUGGCGGGGGAGGAUUGGGCAGAGAGGGUGGGGGAGCAGGCGAAGCAGGAGUGAUAGCAGGAAGCGCAGCAGGAAGAGAAGCAGGAGCAGCAGGAGGAUCAGGGGCAGGAGCGGGAGAGCGGGUGCAAGGUGGGGCGGGGAGUGCAAUGGCGAUGGUGGCAGGGACAGACGUGCCAGCGGAUCUGUCAGUGGAGAGGGCGAUGUGCGCGCUGCUGCUGGGGCAGGUGGGCGCGUGCAAGCGGUGGCUGGGCGUGCAUGUGACCCCUCCCUGUGGCGACCUUGCUGUCACCGAGUAUGUCUAUGCCAACUCGCCUAAUGCCCCUCCGGUUGACUCGUGGUACGGCGGCAGCAGCGGUGCAGGCAGUAGCAGCAGCAGUACAGGUAGCAGCACAGGUAACAGCACAGCCCCUAGCAUAAUCACCACGGCUGCAGGCGGAGCAAAAGCAGCAGCAGGAGCAGGAGGAGCGGGGGCAGGUGAGGAGGAUGUGCUGUUACCGGGGCUGUGCCGGUUGCUGGAGGUGUGGCUGAGGGAGGUCGUAGCCAUGCGGUUCAGAGACACCUCCCACCUCCCUGUUGUUCUCUCUGAGUACUUUGAUCAUCCUGCUGUGGGGAGUUUUCUGGAUGCGUGGGAUCAGGCGCAGGGUGUGGGGGGAGGGGGAGGAGGGAAGGUGGGGGAGAGUGGGAGAGGGGAGGGCGGCGGGAUGCGGAAUGCUGCUAUGGAGGUGAUUCGAGGGGUUUUUCCGUGGAUGCAGGGAGGGGGUGAUGCAGCAGCAGCAGCAGGAACAGCAGCAGCUGAAAAUCCUUUCAUCGUUUCCACAUCAGCCACUGCCACCACCUCCUCCUCCUCCUCCCUCUCCCCACCCUUGCCCACCGAUUCGUUACAAGACGACUCGUUACAAGACCCGUCCUCGUCGCUCCCACCAGCAGAGCUCGCCCGAUCACGCACCAGACGAGAGCUCUUUGGCGCCUCGCCCCUCCUCGACCCCCAAGGCUCACCCAUCCCCCUCCGCACCGCCCAGCCCGAAUCCCUCCCCACCUUGGGAAUAUCCGGGACCGAAUCUGUGACCAGCAGUGGCAGGGGUAGAUUAGGUGGGAAGGUUGGGAUGGUGGUGGCGGGGGUGGUGGCGGCGGCGGUGGUGGUGGUGGGGGGGUUCAUGGCGUGGCGCAUGCGGUCGGGGCGGUUUGGGCCGUCACUGCUGGGAGUGGAAGCGGCGAUGGUGGGAGCAGCCAAGGAGCAGGCUGCUUCUGAGGUAGCAGCAGGUGCAGAGGAGUGCAGCGAGGUGGGAGGAGGUGCAGUGGGCAGUGCAGGAGGUGCGGCACUGGCAGGUGAAGGCGGCAGCGCUGGGGCAGUCAGUCACACCCUGCAGAUCACACUCACUCUUUGCCCCUCACUUUCCCCACUCUUUCCUCCUCGUGCUGCUAUUGCUCACUCUAUACUUUCAGAAGCAGCAGCAGGCGCAGAGGAAUAUUCUGAAGUGGAGGAGGUGCAGUGGGCGGUGCGCGUGGUGAGGCACUGGCAGGAGGUGAAGGCGGCAGCACUAGGUCCGCAACACCGGGUGGACCGGCUGGGGGAGAUUCUGGAAGGGCCCAUGCUGGAACUGUGGCGGAACAGAGCCAAGGAGGUGGAGAACAACGGGUGGUUCUGGGAAUACAGCUUCCUUAGUCUCAACGGGGCGAUGCUGGAGCUGUGGCGGAACAGAGCCAAGGAGGUGGAGAACAACGGGUGGUUCUGGGAGUACAGCUUCCUUAGUCUCAAUGGGCCCAUCCUGGAGCUGUGGGGGAACCGAGCCAAGGAGGUGGAGAACAACGGGUGGUUCUGGGAAUACAGCUUCCUCAGCCUCAAUGUGGAAAUGGCAGCAGUGAGCAAGUGCCAGAAGAAGGCAGUGGUUGAGGCGGUGGAGGUGGCGGCAGUGAGCAAGUGUCAGAAGAAAGUAGUAGUAGAGGCAGUGGUGCAGGAGGCUGCUCGGCUGGUGGAUGCGGCUGCACCCACUCAUGACCCUCCCUCCUUGCUCCCUCCUCCCAUGUCUUGUGUCCCCACAGGUGGAGAUGGCAGCAGUGAGCAAGUGCCAAAAGAAGGCCGUGGUGGAGGUGGUGGUGCAGGAGGCAGCACGGCUGGUGGAGAUGGCAGCAGUGAGCAAGUGUCAAAAGAAAGCCGUAGUAGAGGCGGUGGUGCAGGAGGCGGCACGGCUGGUGGAUGCAGCGGACCCGACCCACAACGAUGCGUACAGAAGCACGUACACGGCGCGAUACGAGCUGCUGCAGACCGGCACCUGCUGGAAGAUCGUCGGCGGUACUGUGCUGCGAUAGUGUGUGGUGAUUUAGAGGCUUGUGCUGUGGGGUUGCGGUGUGCUGCUGUGAGUGGACGAUGCGCACUCAUCCCUCUACCCCCUUAUGCCUCCCUCAUGGCUUUCCCCCUUCCUCUCUCCUUGUCCAUCACCCACUUCGCCCCACCCACCCACUCCCUCCAAUUUCAUUCCUCCAACCCCAUCCCUCCCAACCCCAUCCCUCCCAACCCCAUCCCUCCCAACCCCAUCCCUCCCAACCCCUCUCCACCAACCCCUCUCCACCAACCCCUCUCCACCAACCCCUCUCCACCAACCCCUCUCCUCCAACCCCUCUCCACCAACCCCUCUCCUCCAACCGUGCAGCGCCAGCUGGCGAAUGGCGAGCGGACAGCUGUCGGCGUGGCGGAGGAGUAUCUGGAGCGGCUGGAGGCGCAGGAGGGGCAGCUGAGAAGCUUCCUCCACACCGACAGGGAGGCAGUCCUGCAGCAGGCACGGGAAGUGGAUGCUGCCCUGGCAUCUCAGUCGGGCAGCGGGGAGAAAAAAUUGGGGCUGCUGACCGGAGUGCCCAUGGGGGUGAAGGACAACCUGUGCACACGUGGCAUGCCCUCCACCGCUGCCUCUAAGAUCCUCAAGAUACAUGUCCGAUGCAACAGCAGUGGGGAGGGUGCAGGCGGAGGGCGCGGUGGUGCUGGUGGGGAAGGCAAACUAGGAUACAUGCCGCCAUACAAUGCAACAGCGGUGGGGAGGGUGAAGGCGGAGGGGGCAGUGGUGGUGGGGAAGACGAACAUGGACGAGUUUGGCAUGGGCAGCACCACUGAGGGGUCGGGUUACCAGGUAACAUAUGUUUGUGUGUGUGCGCAUGCACAUGUGUGUCUGUCUGCGAGUGCAUGUGUCGGCACCAACAUGGACGAGUUUGGCAUGGGCAGCACCACUGAGGGGUCGGGUUACCAGUUUGGCAUGGGCAGCACCACUGAGGGGUCGGGUUACCAGGUAACAUAUGUUUGUGUGUGUGCGCAUGCACAUGUGUGUCUGUCUGCGAGUGCAUGUGUCGGCACCAACAUGGACGAGUUUGGCAUGGGCAGCACCACUGAGGGGUCGGGUUACCAGGUAACAUAUGUUUGUGUGUGUGCGCAUGCACAUGUGUGUCUGUCUGCGAGUGCAUGUGUCGGCACCAACAUGGACGAGUUUGGCAUGGGCAGCACCACUGAGGGGUCGGGUUACCAGGUAACAUAUGUUUGUGUGUGUGCGCAUGCACAUGUGUGUCUGUCUGCGAGUGCAUGUGUCGGCACCAACAUGGACGAGUUUGGCAUGGGCAGCACCACUGAGGGGUCGGGUUACCAGGUAACAUAUGUUUGUGUGUGUGCGCAUGCACAUGUGUGUCUGUCUGCGAGUGCAUGUGUCGGCACCAACAUGGACGAGUUUGGCAUGGGCAGCACCACUGAGGGGUCGGGUUACCAGGUAACAUAUGUUUGUGUGUGUGCGCAUGCACAUGUGUGUCUGUCUGCGAGUGCAUGUGUCGGCACCAACAUGGACGAGUUUGGCAUGGGCAGCACCACUGAGGGGUCGGGUUACCAGGUAACAUAUGUUUGUGUGUGUGCGCAUGCACAUGUGUGUCUGUCUGCGAGUGCAUGUGUCGGCACCAACAUGGACGAGUUUGGCAUGGGCAGCACCACUGAGGGGUCGGGUUACCAGGUAACAUAUGUUUGUGUGUGUGCGCAUGCACAUGUGUGUCUGUCUGCGAGUGCAUGUGUCGGCACCAACAUGGACGAGUUUGGCAUGGGCAGCACCACUGAGGGGUCGGGUUACCAGGUAACAUAUGUUUGUGUGUGUGCGCAUGCACAUGUGUGUCUGUCUGCGAGUGCAUGUGUCGGCACCAACAUGGACGAGUUUGGCAUGGGCAGCACCACUGAGGGGUCGGGUUACCAGGUAACAUAUGUUUGUGUGUGUGCGCAUGCACAUGUGUGUCUGUCUGCGAGUGCAUGUGUCGGCACCAACAUGGACGAGUUUGGCAUGGGCAGCACCACUGAGGGGUCGGGUUACCAGGUAACAUAUGUUUGUGUGUGUGCGCAUGCACAUGUGUGUCUGUCUGCGAGUGCAUGUGUCGGCACCAACAUGGACGAGUUUGGCAUGGGCAGCACCACUGAGGGGUCGGGUUACCAGGUAACAUAUGUUUGUGUGUGUGCGCAUGCACAUGUGUGUCUGUCUGCGAGUGCAUGUGUCGGCACCAACAUGGACGAGUUUGGCAUGGGCAGCACCACUGAGGGGUCGGGUUACCAGGUAACAUAUGUUUGUGUGUGUGCGCAUGCACAUGUGUGUCUGUCUGCGAGUGCAUGUGUCGGCACCAACAUGGACGAGUUUGGCAUGGGCAGCACCACUGAGGGGUCGGGUUACCAGGUAACAUAUGUUUGUGUGUGUGCGCAUGCACAUGUGUGUCUGUCUGCGAGUGCAUGUGUCGGCACCAACAUGGACGAGUUUGGCAUGGGCAGCACCACUGAGGGGUCGGGUUACCAGGUAACAUAUGUUUGUGUGUGUGCGCAUGCACAUGUGUGUCUGUCUGCGAGUGCAUGUGUCGGCACCAACAUGGACGAGUUUGGCAUGGGCAGCACCACUGAGGGGUCGGGUUACCAGGUAACAUAUGUUUGUGUGUGUGCGCAUGCACAUGUGUGUCUGUCUGCGAGUGCAUGUGUCGGCACCAACAUGGACGAGUUUGGCAUGGGCAGCACCACUGAGGGGUCGGGUUACCAGGUAACAUAUGUUUGUGUGUGUGCGCAUGCACAUGUGUGUCUGUCUGCGAGUGCAUGUGUCGGCACCAACAUGGACGAGUUUGGCAUGGGCAGCACCACUGAGGGGUCGGGUUACCAGGUAACAUAUGUUUGUGUGUGUGCGCAUGCACAUGUGUGUCUGUCUGCGAGUGCAUGUGUCGGCACCAACAUGGACGAGUUUGGCAUGGGCAGCACCACUGAGGGGUCGGGUUACCAGGUAACAUAUGUUUGUGUGUGUGCGCAUGCACAUGUGUGUCUGUCUGCGAGUGCAUGUGUCGGCACCAACAUGGACGAGUUUGGCAUGGGCAGCACCACUGAGGGGUCGGGUUACCAGGUAACAUAUGUUUGUGUGUGUGCGCAUGCACAUGUGUGUCUGUCUGCGAGUGCAUGUGUCGGCACCAACAUGGACGAGUUUGGCAUGGGCAGCACCACUGAGGGGUCGGGUUACCAGGUAACAUAUGUUUGUGUGUGUGCGCAUGCACAUGUGUGUCUGUCUGCGAGUGCAUGUGUCGGCACCAACAUGGACGAGUUUGGCAUGGGCAGCACCACUGAGGGGUCGGGUUACCAGGUAACAUAUGUUUGUGUGUGUGCGCAUGCACAUGUGUGUCUGUCUGCGAGUGCAUGUGUCGGCACCAACAUGGACGAGUUUGGCAUGGGCAGCACCACUGAGGGGUCGGGUUACCAGGUAACAUAUGUUUGUGUGUGUGCGCAUGCACAUGUGUGUCUGUCUGCGAGUGCAUGUGUCGGCACCAACAUGGACGAGUUUGGCAUGGGCAGCACCACUGAGGGGUCGGGUUACCAGGUAACAUAUGUUUGUGUGUGUGCGCAUGCACAUGUGUGUCUGUCUGCGAGUGCAUGUGUCGGCACCAACAUGGACGAGUUUGGCAUGGGCAGCACCACUGAGGGGUCGGGUUACCAGGUAACAUAUGUUUGUGUGUGUGCGCAUGCACAUGUGUGUCUGUCUGCGAGUGCAUGUGUCGGCACCAACAUGGACGAGUUUGGCAUGGGCAGCACCACUGAGGGGUCGGGUUACCAGGUAACAUAUGUUUGUGUGUGUGCGCAUGCACAUGUGUGUCUGUCUGCGAGUGCAUGUGUCGGCACCAACAUGGACGAGUUUGGCAUGGGCAGCACCACUGAGGGGUCGGGUUACCAGGUAACAUAUGUUUGUGUGUGUGCGCAUGCACAUGUGUGUCUGUCUGCGAGUGCAUGUGUCGGCACCAACAUGGACGAGUUUGGCAUGGGCAGCACCACUGAGGGGUCGGGUUACCAGGUAACAUAUGUUUGUGUGUGUGCGCAUGCACAUGUGUGUCUGUCUGCGAGUGCAUGUGUCGGCACCAACAUGGACGAGUUUGGCAUGGGCAGCACCACUGAGGGGUCGGGUUACCAGGUAACAUAUGUUUGUGUGUGUGCGCAUGCACAUGUGUGUCUGUCUGCGAGUGCAUGUGUCGGCACCAACAUGGACGAGUUUGGCAUGGGCAGCACCACUGAGGGGUCGGGUUACCAGGUAACAUAUGUUUGUGUGUGUGCGCAUGCACAUGUGUGUCUGUCUGCGAGUGCAUGUGUCGGCACCAACAUGGACGAGUUUGGCAUGGGCAGCACCACUGAGGGGUCGGGUUACCAGGUAACAUAUGUUUGUGUGUGUGCGCAUGCACAUGUGUGUCUGUCUGCGAGUGCAUGUGUCGGCACCAACAUGGACGAGUUUGGCAUGGGCAGCACCACUGAGGGGUCGGGUUACCAGGUAACAUAUGUUUGUGUGUGUGCGCAUGCACAUGUGUGUCUGUCUGCGAGUGCAUGUGUCGGCACCAACAUGGACGAGUUUGGCAUGGGCAGCGCCACUGAGGGGUCGGGUUACCAGGUAACAUAUGUUUGUGUGUGUGCGCAUGCACAUGUGUGUCUGUCUGCGAGUGCAUGUGUCGGCACCAACAUGGACGAGUUUGGCAUGGGCAGCACCACUGAGGGGUCGGGUUACCAGGUAACAUAUGUUUGUGUGUGUGCGCAUGCACAUGUGUGUCUGUCUGCGAGUGCAUGUGUCGGCACCAACAUGGACGAGUUUGGCAUGGGCAGCACCACUGAGGGGUCGGGUUACCAGGUAACAUAUGUUUGUGUGUGUGCGCAUGCACAUGUGUGUCUGUCUGCGAGUGCAUGUGUCGGCACCAACAUGGACGAGUUUGGCAUGGGCAGCACCACUGAGGGGUCGGGUUACCAGGUAACAUAUGUUUGUGUGUGUGCGCAUGCACAUGUGUGUCUGUCUGCGAGUGCAUGUGUCGGCACCAACAUGGACGAGUUUGGCAUGGGCAGCACCACUGAGGGGUCGGGUUACCAGGUAACAUAUGUUUGUGUGUGUGCGCAUGCACAUGUGUGUCUGUCUGCGAGUGCAUGUGUCGGCACCAACAUGGACGAGUUUGGCAUGGGCAGCACCACUGAGGGGUCGGGUUACCAGGUAACAUAUGUUUGUGUGUGUGCGCAUGCACAUGUGUGUCUGUCUGCGAGUGCAUGUGUCGGCACCAACAUGGACGAGUUUGGCAUGGGCAGCGCCACUGAGGGGUCGGGUUACCAGGUAACAUAUGUUUGUGUGUGUGCGCAUGCACAUGUGUGUCUGUCUGCGAGUGCAUGUGUCGGCACCAACAUGGACGAGUUUGGCAUGGGCAGCACCACUGAGGGGUCGGGUUACCAGGUAACAUAUGUUUGUGUGUGUGCGCAUGCACAUGUGUGUCUGUCUGCGAGUGCAUGUGUCGGCACCAACAUGGACGAGUUUGGCAUGGGCAGCACCACUGAGGGGUCGGGUUACCAGGUAACAUAUGUUUGUGUGUGUGCGCAUGCACAUGUGUGUCUGUCUGCGAGUGCAUGUGUCGGCACCAACAUGGACGAGUUUGGCAUGGGCAGCACCACUGAGGGGUCGGGUUACCAGGUAACAUAUGUUUGUGUGUGUGCGCAUGCACAUGUGUGUCUGUCUGCGAGUGCAUGUGUCGGCACCAACAUGGACGAGUUUGGCAUGGGCAGCACCACUGAGGGGUCGGGUUACCAGGUAACAUAUGUUUGUGUGUGUGCGCAUGCACAUGUGUGUCUGUCUGCGAGUGCAUGUGUCGGCACCAACAUGGACGAGUUUGGCAUGGGCAGCACCACUGAGGGGUCGGGUUACCAGGUAACAUAUGUUUGUGUGUGUGCGCAUGCACAUGUGUGUCUGUCUGCGAGUGCAUGUGUCGGCACCAACAUGGACGAGUUUGGCAUGGGCAGCACCACUGAGGGGUCGGGUUACCAGGUAACAUAUGUUUGUGUGUGUGCGCAUGCACAUGUGUGUCUGUCUGCGAGUGCAUGUGUCGGCACCAACAUGGACGAGUUUGGCAUGGGCAGCACCACUGAGGGGUCGGGUUACCAGGUAACAUAUGUUUGUGUGUGUGCGCAUGCACAUGUGUGUCUGUCUGCGAGUGCAUGUGUCGGCACCAACAUGGACGAGUUUGGCAUGGGCAGCACCACUGAGGGGUCGGGUUACCAGGUAACAUAUGUUUGUGUGUGUGCGCAUGCACAUGUGUGUCUGUCUGCGAGUGCAUGUGUCGGCACCAACAUGGACGAGUUUGGCAUGGGCAGCACCACUGAGGGGUCGGGUUACCAGGUAACAUAUGUUUGUGUGUGUGCGCAUGCACAUGUGUGUCUGUCUGCGAGUGCAUGUGUCGGCACCAACAUGGACGAGUUUGGCAUGGGCAGCACCACUGAGGGGUCGGGUUACCAGGUAACAUAUGUUUGUGUGUGUGCGCAUGCACAUGUGUGUCUGUCUGCGAGUGCAUGUGUCGGCACCAACACGGACGAGUUUGGCAUGGGCAGCACCACUGAGGGGUCGGGUUACCAGGUAACAUAUGUUUGUGUGUGUGCGCAUGCACAUGUGUGUCUGUCUGCGAGUGCAUGUGUCGGCACCAACAUGGACGAGUUUGGCAUGGGCAGCACCACUGAGGGGUCGGGUUACCAGGUAACAUAUGUUUGUGUGUGUGCGCAUGCACAUGUGUGUCUGUCUGCGAGUGCAUGUGUCGGCACCAACAUGGACGAGUUUGGCAUGGGCAGCACCACUGAGGGGUCGGGUUACCAGGUAACAUAUGUUUGUGUGUGUGCGCAUGCACAUGUGUGUCUGUCUGCGAGUGCAUGUGUCGGCACCAACAUGGACGAGUUUGGCAUGGGCAGCACCACUGAGGGGUCGGGUUACCAGGUAACAUAUGUUUGUGUGUGUGCGCAUGCACAUGUGUGUCUGUCUGCGAGUGCAUGUGUCGGCACCAACAUGGACGAGUUUGGCAUGGGCAGCACCACUGAGGGGUCGGGUUACCAGGUAACAUAUGUUUGUGUGUGUGCGCAUGCACAUGUGUGUCUGUCUGCGAGUGCAUGUGUCGGCACCAACAUGGACGAGUUUGGCAUGGGCAGCACCACUGAGGGGUCGGGUUACCAGGUAACAUAUGUUUGUGUGUGUGCGCAUGCACAUGUGUGUCUGUCUGCGAGUGCAUGUGUCGGCACCAACAUGGACGAGUUUGGCAUGGGCAGCACCACUGAGGGGUCGGGUUACCAGGUAACAUAUGUUUGUGUGUGUGCGCAUGCACAUGUGUGUCUGUCUGCGAGUGCAUGUGUCGGCACCAACAUGGACGAGUUUGGCAUGGGCAGCACCACUGAGGGGUCGGGUUACCAGGUAACAUAUGUUUGUGUGUGUGCGCAUGCACAUGUGUGUCUGUCUGCGAGUGCAUGUGUCGGCACCAACACGGACGAGUUUGGCAUGGGCAGCACCACUGAGGGGUCGGGUUACCAGGUAACAUAUGUUUGUGUGUGUGCGCAUGCACAUGUGUGUCUGUCUGCGAGUGCAUGUGUCGGCACCAACAUGGACGAGUUUGGCAUGGGCAGCACCACUGAGGGGUCGGGUUACCAGGUAACAUAUGUUUGUGUGUGUGCGCAUGCACAUGUGUGUCUGUCUGCGAGUGCAUGUGUCGGCACCAACAUGGACGAGUUUGGCAUGGGCAGCACCACUGAGGGGUCGGGUUACCAGGUAACAUAUGUUUGUGUGUGUGCGCAUGCACAUGUGUGUCUGUCUGCGAGUGCAUGUGUCGGCACCAACAUGGACGAGUUUGGCAUGGGCAGCACCACUGAGGGGUCGGGUUACCAGGUAACAUAUGUUUGUGUGUGUGCGCAUGCACAUGUGUGUCUGUCUGCGAGUGCAUGUGUCGGCACCAACAUGGACGAGUUUGGCAUGGGCAGCACCACUGAGGGGUCGGGUUACCAGGUAACAUAUGUUUGUGUGUGUGCGCAUGCACAUGUGUGUCUGUCUGCGAGUGCAUGUGUCGGCACCAACAUGGACGAGUUUGGCAUGGGCAGCACCACUGAGGGGUCGGGUUACCAGGUAACAUAUGUUUGUGUGUGUGCGCAUGCACAUGUGUGUCUGUCUGCGAGUGCAUGUGUCGGCACCAACAUGGACGAGUUUGGCAUGGGCAGCACCACUGAGGGGUCGGGUUACCAGGUAACAUAUGUUUGUGUGUGUGCGCAUGCACAUGUGUGUCUGUCUGCGAGUGCAUGUGUCGGCACCAACAUGGACGAGUUUGGCAUGGGCAGCACCACUGAGGGGUCGGGUUACCAGGUAACAUAUGUUUGUGUGUGUGCGCAUGCACAUGUGUGUCUGUCUGCGAGUGCAUGUGUCGGCACCAACAUGGACGAGUUUGGCAUGGGCAGCACCACUGAGGGGUCGGGUUACCAGGUAACAUAUGUUUGUGUGUGUGCGCAUGCACAUGUGUGUCUGUCUGCGAGUGCAUGUGUCGGCACCAACAUGGACGAGUUUGGCAUGGGCAGCACCACUGAGGGGUCGGGUUACCAGGUAACAUAUGUUUGUGUGUGUGCGCAUGCACAUGUGUGUCUGUCUGCGAGUGCAUGUGUCGGCACCAACAUGGACGAGUUUGGCAUGGGCAGCACCACUGAGGGGUCGGGUUACCAGGUAACAUAUGUUUGUGUGUGUGCGCAUGCACAUGUGUGUCUGUCUGCGAGUGCAUGUGUCGGCACCAACAUGGACGAGUUUGGCAUGGGCAGCACCACUGAGGGGUCGGGUUACCAGGUAACAUAUGUUUGUGUGUGUGCGCAUGCACAUGUGUGUCUGUCUGCGAGUGCAUGUGUCGGCACCAACAUGGACGAGUUUGGCAUGGGCAGCACCACUGAGGGGUCGGGUUACCAGGUAACAUAUGUUUGUGUGUGUGCGCAUGCACAUGUGUGUCUGUCUGCGAGUGCAUGUGUCGGCACCAACAUGGACGAGUUUGGCAUGGGCAGCACCACUGAGGGGUCGGGUUACCAGGUAACAUAUGUUUGUGUGUGUGCGCAUGCACAUGUGUGUCUGUCUGCGAGUGCAUGUGUCGGCACCAACAUGGACGAGUUUGGCAUGGGCAGCACCACUGAGGGGUCGGGUUACCAGGUAACAUAUGUUUGUGUGUGUGCGCAUGCACAUGUGUGUCUGUCUGCGAGUGCAUGUGUCGGCACCAACAUGGACGAGUUUGGCAUGGGCAGCACCACUGAGGGGUCGGGUUACCAGGUAACAUAUGUUUGUGUGUGUGCGCAUGCACAUGUGUGUCUGUCUGCGAGUGCAUGUGUCGGCACCAACAUGGACGAGUUUGGCAUGGGCAGCACCACUGAGGGGUCGGGUUACCAGGUAACAUAUGUUUGUGUGUGUGCGCAUGCACAUGUGUGUCUGUCUGCGAGUGCAUGUGUCGGCACCAACAUGGACGAGUUUGGCAUGGGCAGCACCACUGAGGGGUCGGGUUACCAGGUAACAUAUGUUUGUGUGUGUGCGCAUGCACAUGUGUGUCUGUCUGCGAGUGCAUGUGUCGGCACCAACAUGGACGAGUUUGGCAUGGGCAGCACCACUGAGGGGUCGGGUUACCAGGUAACAUAUGUUUGUGUGUGUGCGCAUGCACAUGUGUGUCUGUCUGCGAGUGCAUGUGUCGGCACCAACAUGGACGAGUUUGGCAUGGGCAGCACCACUGAGGGGUCGGGUUACCAGGUAACAUAUGUUUGUGUGUGUGCGCAUGCACAUGUGUGUCUGUCUGCGAGUGCAUGUGUCGGCACCAACAUGGACGAGUUUGGCAUGGGCAGCACCACUGAGGGGUCGGGUUACCAGGUAACAUAUGUUUGUGUGUGUGCGCAUGCACAUGUGUGUCUGUCUGCGAGUGCAUGUGUCGGCACCAACAUGGACGAGUUUGGCAUGGGCAGCACCACUGAGGGGUCGGGUUACCAGGUAACAUAUGUUUGUGUGUGUGCGCAUGCACAUGUGUGUCUGUCUGCGAGUGCAUGUGUCGGCACCAACAUGGACGAGUUUGGCAUGGGCAGCACCACUGAGGGGUCGGGUUACCAGGUAACAUAUGUUUGUGUGUGUGCGCAUGCACAUGUGUGUCUGUCUGCGAGUGCAUGUGUCGGCACCAACAUGGACGAGUUUGGCAUGGGCAGCACCACUGAGGGGUCGGGUUACCAGGUAACAUAUGUUUGUGUGUGUGCGCAUGCACAUGUGUGUCUGUCUGCGAGUGCAUGUGUCGGCACCAACAUGGACGAGUUUGGCAUGGGCAGCACCACUGAGGGGUCGGGUUACCAGGUAACAUAUGUUUGUGUGUGUGCGCAUGCACAUGUGUGUCUGUCUGCGAGUGCAUGUGUCGGCACCAACAUGGACGAGUUUGGCAUGGGCAGCACCACUGAGGGGUCGGGUUACCAGGUAACAUAUGUUUGUGUGUGUGCGCAUGCACAUGUGUGUCUGUCUGCGAGUGCAUGUGUCGGCACCAACAUGGACGAGUUUGGCAUGGGCAGCACCACUGAGGGGUCGGGUUACCAGGUAACAUAUGUUUGUGUGUGUGCGCAUGCACAUGUGUGUCUGUCUGCGAGUGCAUGUGUCGGCACCAACAUGGACGAGUUUGGCAUGGGCAGCACCACUGAGGGGUCGGGUUACCAGGUAACAUAUGUUUGUGUGUGUGCUCAUGCACAUGUGUGUCUGUCUGCGAGUGCAUGUGUCGGCACCAACAUGGACGAGUUUGGCAUGGGCAGCACCACUGAGGGGUCGGGUUACCAGGUAACAUAUGUUUGUGUGUGUGCGCAUGCACAUGUGUGUCUGUCUGCGAGUGCAUGUGUCGGCACCAACAUGGACGAGUUUGGCAUGGGCAGCACCACUGAGGGGUCGGGUUACCAGGUAACAUAUGUUUGUGUGUGUGCGCAUGCACAUGUGUGUCUGUCUGCGAGUGCAUGUGUCGGCACCAACAUGGACGAGUUUGGCAUGGGCAGCACCACUGAGGGGUCGGGUUACCAGGUAACAUAUGUUUGUGUGUGUGCGCAUGCACAUGUGUGUCUGUCUGCGAGUGCAUGUGUCGGCACCAACAUGGACGAGUUUGGCAUGGGCAGCACCACUGAGGGGUCGGGUUACCAGGUAACAUAUGUUUGUGUGUGUGCGCAUGCACAUGUGUGUCUGUCUGCGAGUGCAUGUGUCGGCACCAACAUGGACGAGUUUGGCAUGGGCAGCACCACUGAGGGGUCGGGUUACCAGGUAACAUAUGUUUGUGUGUGUGCGCAUGCACAUGUGUGUCUGUCUGCGAGUGCAUGUGUCGGCACCAACAUGGACGAGUUUGGCAUGGGCAGCACCACUGAGGGGUCGGGUUACCAGGUAACAUAUGUUUGUGUGUGUGCGCAUGCACAUGUGUGUCUGUCUGCGAGUGCAUGUGUCGGCACCAACAUGGACGAGUUUGGCAUGGGCAGCACCACUGAGGGGUCGGGUUACCAGGUAACAUAUGUUUGUGUGUGUGCGCAUGCACAUGUGUGUCUGUCUGCGAGUGCAUGUGUCGGCACCAACAUGGACGAGUUUGGCAUGGGCAGCACCACUGAGGGGUCGGGUUACCAGGUAACAUAUGUUUGUGUGUGUGCGCAUGCACAUGUGUGUCUGUCUGCGAGUGCAUGUGUCGGCACCAACAUGGACGAGUUUGGCAUGGGCAGCACCACUGAGGGGUCGGGUUACCAGGUAACAUAUGUUUGUGUGUGUGCGCAUGCACAUGUGUGUCUGUCUGCGAGUGCAUGUGUCGGCACCAACAUGGACGAGUUUGGCAUGGGCAGCACCACUGAGGGGUCGGGUUACCAGGUAACAUAUGUUUGUGUGUGUGCGCAUGCACAUGUGUGUCUGUCUGCGAGUGCAUGUGUCGGCACCAACAUGGACGAGUUUGGCAUGGGCAGCACCACUGAGGGGUCGGGUUACCAGGUAACAUAUGUUUGUGUGUGUGCGCAUGCACAUGUGUGUCUGUCUGCGAGUGCAUGUGUCGGCACCAACAUGGACGAGUUUGGCAUGGGCAGCACCACUGAGGGGUCGGGUUACCAGGUAACAUAUGUUUGUGUGUGUGCGCAUGCACAUGUGUGUCUGUCUGCGAGUGCAUGUGUCGGCACCAACAUGGACGAGUUUGGCAUGGGCAGCACCACUGAGGGGUCGGGUUACCAGGUAACAUAUGUUUGUGUGUGUGCGCAUGCACAUGUGUGUCUGUCUGCGAGUGCAUGUGUCGGCACCAACAUGGACGAGUUUGGCAUGGGCAGCACCACUGAGGGGUCGGGUUACCAGGUAACAUAUGUUUGUGUGUGUGCGCAUGCACAUGUGUGUCUGUCUGCGAGUGCAUGUGUCGGCACCAACAUGGACGAGUUUGGCAUGGGCAGCACCACUGAGGGGUCGGGUUACCAGGUAACAUAUGUUUGUGUGUGUGCGCAUGCACAUGUGUGUCUGUCUGCGAGUGCAUGUGUCGGCACCAACAUGGACGAGUUUGGCAUGGGCAGCACCACUGAGGGGUCGGGUUACCAGGUAACAUAUGUUUGUGUGUGUGCGCAUGCACAUGUGUGUCUGUCUGCGAGUGCAUGUGUCGGCACCAACAUGGACGAGUUUGGCAUGGGCAGCACCACUGAGGGGUCGGGUUACCAGGUAACAUAUGUUUGUGUGUGUGCGCAUGCACAUGUGUGUCUGUCUGCGAGUGCAUGUGUCGGCACCAACAUGGACGAGUUUGGCAUGGGCAGCACCACUGAGGGGUCGGGUUACCAGGUAACAUAUGUUUGUGUGUGUGCGCAUGCACAUGUGUGUCUGUCUGCGAGUGCAUGUGUCGGCACCAACAUGGACGAGUUUGGCAUGGGCAGCACCACUGAGGGGUCGGGUUACCAGGUAACAUAUGUUUGUGUGUGUGCGCAUGCACAUGUGUGUCUGUCUGCGAGUGCAUGUGUCGGCACCAACAUGGACGAGUUUGGCAUGGGCAGCACCACUGAGGGGUCGGGUUACCAGGUAACAUAUGUUUGUGUGUGUGCGCAUGCACAUGUGUGUCUGUCUGCGAGUGCAUGUGUCGGCACCAACAUGGACGAGUUUGGCAUGGGCAGCACCACUGAGGGGUCGGGUUACCAGGUAACAUAUGUUUGUGUGUGUGCGCAUGCACAUGUGUGUCUGUCUGCGAGUGCAUGUGUCGGCACCAACAUGGACGAGUUUGGCAUGGGCAGCACCACUGAGGGGUCGGGUUACCAGGUAACAUAUGUUUGUGUGUGUGCGCAUGCACAUGUGUGUCUGUCUGCGAGUGCAUGUGUCGGCACCAACAUGGACGAGUUUGGCAUGGGCAGCACCACUGAGGGGUCGGGUUACCAGGUAACAUAUGUUUGUGUGUGUGCGCAUGCACAUGUGUGUCUGUCUGCGAGUGCAUGUGUCGGCACCAACAUGGACGAGUUUGGCAUGGGCAGCACCACUGAGGGGUCGGGUUACCAGGUAACAUAUGUUUGUGUGUGUGCGCAUGCACAUGUGUGUCUGUCUGCGAGUGCAUGUGUCGGCACCAACAUGGACGAGUUUGGCAUGGGCAGCACCACUGAGGGGUCGGGUUACCAGGUAACAUAUGUUUGUGUGUGUGCGCAUGCACAUGUGUGUCUGUCUGCGAGUGCAUGUGUCGGCACCAACAUGGACGAGUUUGGCAUGGGCAGCACCACUGAGGGGUCGGGUUACCAGGUAACAUAUGUUUGUGUGUGUGCGCAUGCACAUGUGUGUCUGUCUGCGAGUGCAUGUGUCGGCACCAACAUGGACGAGUUUGGCAUGGGCAGCACCACUGAGGGGUCGGGUUACCAGGUAACAUAUGUUUGUGUGUGUGCGCAUGCACAUGUGUGUCUGUCUGCGAGUGCAUGUGUCGGCACCAACAUGGACGAGUUUGGCAUGGGCAGCACCACUGAGGGGUCGGGUUACCAGGUAACAUAUGUUUGUGUGUGUGCGCAUGCACAUGUGUGUCUGUCUGCGAGUGCAUGUGUCGGCACCAACAUGGACGAGUUUGGCAUGGGCAGCACCACUGAGGGGUCGGGUUACCAGGUAACAUAUGUUUGUGUGUGUGCGCAUGCACAUGUGUGUCUGUCUGCGAGUGCAUGUGUCGGCACCAACAUGGACGAGUUUGGCAUGGGCAGCACCACUGAGGGGUCGGGUUACCAGGUAACAUAUGUUUGUGUGUGUGCGCAUGCACAUGUGUGUCUGUCUGCGAGUGCAUGUGUCGGCACCAACAUGGACGAGUUUGGCAUGGGCAGCACCACUGAGGGGUCGGGUUACCAGGUAACAUAUGUUUGUGUGUGUGCGCAUGCACAUGUGUGUCUGUCUGCGAGUGCAUGUGUCGGCACCAACAUGGACGAGUUUGGCAUGGGCAGCACCACUGAGGGGUCGGGUUACCAGGUAACAUAUGUUUGUGUGUGUGCGCAUGCACAUGUGUGUCUGUCUGCGAGUGCAUGUGUCGGCACCAACAUGGACGAGUUUGGCAUGGGCAGCACCACUGAGGGGUCGGGUUACCAGGUAACAUAUGUUUGUGUGUGUGCGCAUGCACAUGUGUGUCUGUCUGCGAGUGCAUGUGUCGGCACCAACAUGGACGAGUUUGGCAUGGGCAGCGCCACUGAGGGGUCGGGUUACCAGGUAACAUAUGUUUGUGUGUGUGCGCAUGCACAUGUGUGUCUGUCUGCGAGUGCAUGUGUCGGCACCAACAUGGACGAGUUUGGCAUGGGCAGCACCACUGAGGGGUCGGGUUACCAGGUAACAUAUGUUUGUGUGUGUGCGCAUGCACAUGUGUGUCUGUCUGCGAGUGCAUGUGUCGGCACCAACAUGGACGAGUUUGGCAUGGGCAGCGCCACUGAGGGGUCGGGUUACCAGGUAACAUAUGUUUGUGUGUGUGCGCAUGCACAUGUGUGUCUGUCUGCGAGUGCAUGUGUCGGCACCAACAUGAACGAGUUUGGCAUGGGCAGCACCACUGAGGGGUCGGGUUACCAGGUAACAUAUGUUUGUGUGUGUGCGCAUGCACAUGUGUGUCUGUCUGCGAGUGCAUGUGUCGGCACCAACAUGGACGAGUUUGGCAUGGGCAGCACCACUGAGGGGUCGGGUUACCAGGUAACAUAUGUUUGUGUGUGUGCGCAUGCACAUGUGUGUCUGUCUGCGAGUGCAUGUGUCGGCACCAACAUGGACGAGUUUGGCAUGGGCAGCACCACUGAGGGGUCGGGUUACCAGGUAACAUAUGUUUGUGUGUGUGCGCAUGCACAUGUGUGUCUGUCUGCGAGUGCAUGUGUCGGCACCAACAUGGACGAGUUUGGCAUGGGCAGCGCCACUGAGGGGUCGGGUUACCAGGUAACAUAUGUUUGUGUGUGUGCGCAUGCACAUGUGUGUCUGUCUGCGAGUGCAUGUGUCGGCACCAACAUGGACGAGUUUGGCAUGGGCAGCACCACUGAGGGGUCGGGUUACCAGGUAACAUAUGUUUGUGUGUGUGCGCAUGCACAUGUGUGUCUGUCUGCGAGUGCAUGUGUCGGCACCAACAUGGACGAGUUUGGCAUGGGCAGCACCACUGAGGGGUCGGGUUACCAGGUAACAUAUGUUUGUGUGUGUGCGCAUGCACAUGUGUGUCUGUCUGCGAGUGCAUGUGUCGGCACCAACAUGGACGAGUUUGGCAUGGGCAGCGCCACUGAGGGGUCGGGUUACCAGGUAACAUAUGUUUGUGUGUGUGCGCAUGCACAUGUGUGUCUGUCUGCGAGUGCAUGUGUCGGCACCAACAUGGACGAGUUUGGCAUGGGCAGCACCACUGAGGGGUCGGGUUACCAGUUUGGCAUGGGCAGCACCACUGAGGGGUCGGGUUACCAGGUAACAUAUGUUUGUGUGUGUGCGCAUGCACAUGUGUGUCUGUCUGCGAGUGCAUGUGUCGGCACCAACAUGGACGAGUUUGGCAUGGGCAGCACCACUGAGGGGUCGGGUUACCAGGUAACAUAUGUUUGUGUGUGUGCGCAUGCACAUGUGUGUCUGUCUGCGAGUGCAUGUGUCGGCACCAACAUGGACGAGUUUGGCAUGGGCAGCACCACUGAGGGGUCGGGUUACCAGGUAACAUAUGUUUGUGUGUGUGCGCAUGCACAUGUGUGUCUGUCUGCGAGUGCAUGUGUCGGCACCAACAUGGACGAGUUUGGCAUGGGCAGCGCCACUGAGGGGUCGGGUUACCAGGUAACAUAUGUUUGUGUGUGUGCGCAUGCACAUGUGUGUCUGUCUGCGAGUGCAUGUGUCGGCACCAACAUGGACGAGUUUGGCAUGGGCAGCACCACUGAGGGGUCGGGUUACCAGGUAACAUAUGUUUGUGUGUGUGCGCAUGCACAUGUGUGUCUGUCUGCGAGUGCAUGUGUCGGCACCAACAUGGACGAGUUUGGCAUGGGCAGCACCACUGAGGGGUCGGGUUACCAGGUAACAUAUGUUUGUGUGUGUGCGCAUGCACAUGUGUGUCUGUCUGCGAGUGCAUGUGUCGGCACCAACAUGGACGAGUUUGGCAUGGGCAGCACCACUGAGGGGUCGGGUUACCAGGUAACAUAUGUUUGUGUGUGUGCGCAUGCACAUGUGUGUCUGUCUGCGAGUGCAUGUGUCGGCACCAACAUGGACGAGUUUGGCAUGGGCAGCACCACUGAGGGGUCGGGUUACCAGGUAACAUAUGUUUGUGUGUGUGCGCAUGCACAUGUGUGUCUGUCUGCGAGUGCAUGUGUCGGCACCAACAUGGACGAGUUUGGCAUGGGCAGCACCACUGAGGGGUCGGGUUACCAGGUAACAUAUGUUUGUGUGUGUGCGCAUGCACAUGUGUGUCUGUCUGCGAGUGCAUGUGUCGGCACCAACAUGGACGAGUUUGGCAUGGGCAGCGCCACUGAGGGGUCGGGUUACCAGGUAACAUAUGUUUGUGUGUGUGCGCAUGCACAUGUGUGUCUGUCUGCGAGUGCAUGUGUCGGCACCAACAUGGACGAGUUUGGCAUGGGCAGCACCACUGAGGGGUCGGGUUACCAGGUAACAUAUGUUUGUGUGUGUGCGCAUGCACAUGUGUGUCUGUCUGCGAGUGCAUGUGUCGGCACCAACAUGGACGAGUUUGGCAUGGGCAGCACCACUGAGGGGUCGGGUUACCAGGUAACAUAUGUUUGUGUGUGUGCGCAUGCACAUGUGUGUCUGUCUGCGAGUGCAUGUGUCGGCACCAACAUGGACGAGUUUGGCAUGGGCAGCGCCACUGAGGGGUCGGGUUACCAGGUAACAUAUGUUUGUGUGUGUGCGCAUGCACAUGUGUGUCUGUCUGCGAGUGCAUGUGUCGGCACCAACAUGGACGAGUUUGGCAUGGGCAGCACCACUGAGGGGUCGGGUUACCAGGUAACAUAUGUUUGUGUGUGUGCGCAUGCACAUGUGUGUCUGUCUGCGAGUGCAUGUGUCGGCACCAACAUGGACGAGUUUGGCAUGGGCAGCACCACUGAGGGGUCGGGUUACCAGGUAACAUAUGUUUGUGUGUGUGCGCAUGCACAUGUGUGUCUGUCUGCGAGUGCAUGUGUCGGCACCAACAUGGACGAGUUUGGCAUGGGCAGCACCACUGAGGGGUCGGGUUACCAGGUAACAUAUGUUUGUGUGUGUGCGCAUGCACAUGUGUGUCUGUCUGCGAGUGCAUGUGUCGGCACCAACAUGGACGAGUUUGGCAUGGGCAGCACCACUGAGGGGUCGGGUUACCAGGUAACAUAUGUUUGUGUGUGUGCGCAUGCACAUGUGUGUCUGUCUGCGAGUGCAUGUGUCGGCACCAACAUGGACGAGUUUGGCAUGGGCAGCACCACUGAGGGGUCGGGUUACCAGGUAACAUAUGUUUGUGUGUGUGCGCAUGCACAUGUGUGUCUGUCUGCGAGUGCAUGUGUCGGCACCAACAUGGACGAGUUUGGCAUGGGCAGCACCACUGAGGGGUCGGGUUACCAGGUAACAUAUGUUUGUGUGUGUGCGCAUGCACAUGUGUGUCUGUCUGCGAGUGCAUGUGUCGGCACCAACAUGGACGAGUUUGGCAUGGGCAGCGCCACUGAGGGGUCGGGUUACCAGGUAACAUAUGUUUGUGUGUGUGCGCAUGCACAUGUGUGUCUGUCUGCGAGUGCAUGUGUCGGCACCAACAUGGACGAGUUUGGCAUGGGCAGCACCACUGAGGGGUCGGGUUACCAGGUAACAUAUGUUUGUGUGUGUGCGCAUGCACAUGUGUGUCUGUCUGCGAGUGCAUGUGUCGGCACCAACAUGGACGAGUUUGGCAUGGGCAGCACCACUGAGGGGUCGGGUUACCAGGUAACAUAUGUUUGUGUGUGUGCGCAUGCACAUGUGUGUCUGUCUGCGAGUGCAUGUGUCGGCACCAACAUGGACGAGUUUGGCAUGGGCAGCGCCACUGAGGGGUCGGGUUACCAGGUAACAUAUGUUUGUGUGUGUGCGCAUGCACAUGUGUGUCUGUCUGCGAGUGCAUGUGUCGGCACCAACAUGGACGAGUUUGGCAUGGGCAGCACCACUGAGGGGUCGGGUUACCAGGUAACAUAUGUUUGUGUGUGUGCGCAUGCACAUGUGUGUCUGUCUGCGAGUGCAUGUGUCGGCACCAACACGGACGAGUUUGGCAUGGGCAGCACCACUGAGGGGUCGGGUUACCAGGUAACAUAUGUUUGUGUGUGUGCGCAUGCACAUGUGUGUCUGUCUGCGAGUGCAUGUGUCGGCACCAACAUGGACGAGUUUGGCAUGGGCAGCACCACUGAGGGGUCGGGUUACCAGGUAACAUAUGUUUGUGUGUGUGCGCAUGCACAUGUGUGUCUGUCUGCGAGUGCAUGUGUCGGCACCAACAUGGACGAGUUUGGCAUGGGCAGCACCACUGAGGGGUCGGGUUACCAGGUAACAUAUGUUUGUGUGUGUGCGCAUGCACAUGUGUGUCUGUCUGCGAGUGCAUGUGUCGGCACCAACAUGGACGAGUUUGGCAUGGGCAGCACCACUGAGGGGUCGGGUUACCAGGUAACAUAUGUUUGUGUGUGUGCGCAUGCACAUGUGUGUCUGUCUGCGAGUGCAUGUGUCGGCACCAACAUGGACGAGUUUGGCAUGGGCAGCACCACUGAGGGGUCGGGUUACCAGGUAACAUAUGUUUGUGUGUGUGCGCAUGCACAUGUGUGUCUGUCUGCGAGUGCAUGUGUCGGCACCAACAUGGACGAGUUUGGCAUGGGCAGCACCACUGAGGGGUCGGGUUACCAGGUAACAUAUGUUUGUGUGUGUGCGCAUGCACAUGUGUGUCUGUCUGCGAGUGCAUGUGUCGGCACCAACAUGGACGAGUUUGGCAUGGGCAGCACCACUGAGGGGUCGGGUUACCAGGUAACAUAUGUUUGUGUGUGUGCGCAUGCACAUGUGUGUCUGUCUGCGAGUGCAUGUGUCGGCACCAACAUUGACGAGUUUGGCAUGGGCAGCACCACUGAGGGGUCGGGUUACCAGGUAACAUAUGUUUGUGUGUGUGCGCAUGCACAUGUGUGUCUGUCUGCGAGUGCAUGUGUCGGCACCAACAUGGACGAGUUUGGCAUGGGCAGCACCACUGAGGGGUCGGGUUACCAGGUAACAUAUGUUUGUGUGUGUGCGCAUGCACAUGUGUGUCUGUCUGCGAGUGCAUGUGUCGGCACCAACAUGGACGAGUUUGGCAUGGGCAGCGCCACUGAGGGGUCGGGUUACCAGGUAACAUAUGUUUGUGUGUGUGCGCAUGCACAUGUGUGUCUGUCUGCGAGUGCAUGUGUCGGCACCAACAUGGACGAGUUUGGCAUGGGCAGCACCACUGAGGGGUCGGGUUACCAGGUAACAUAUGUUUGUGUGUGUGCGCAUGCACAUGUGUGUCUGUCUGCGAGUGCAUGUGUCGGCACCAACAUGGACGAGUUUGGCAUGGGCAGCACCACUGAGGGGUCGGGUUACCAGGUAACAUAUGUUUGUGUGUGUGCGCAUGCACAUGUGUGUCUGUCUGCGAGUGCAUGUGUCGGCACCAACAUGGACGAGUUUGGCAUGGGCAGCACCACUGAGGGGUCGGGUUACCAGGUAACAUAUGUUUGUGUGUGUGCGCAUGCACAUGUGUGUCUGUCUGCGAGUGCAUGUGUCGGCACCAACAUGGACGAGUUUGGCAUGGGCAGCACCACUGAGGGGUCGGGUUACCAGGUAACAUAUGUUUGUGUGUGUGCGCAUGCACAUGUGUGUCUGUCUGCGAGUGCAUGUGUCGGCACCAACAUGGACGAGUUUGGCAUGGGCAGCACCACUGAGGGGUCGGGUUACCAGGUAACAUAUGUUUGUGUGUGUGCGCAUGCACAUGUGUGUCUGUCUGCGAGUGCAUGUGUCGGCACCAACAUGGACGAGUUUGGCAUGGGCAGCACCACUGAGGGGUCGGGUUACCAGGUAACAUAUGUUUGUGUGUGUGCGCAUGCACAUGUGUGUCUGUCUGCGAGUGCAUGUGUCGGCACCAACAUGGACGAGUUUGGCAUGGGCAGCACCACUGAGGGGUCGGGUUACCAGGUAACAUAUGUUUGUGUGUGUGCGCAUGCACAUGUGUGUCUGUCUGCGAGUGCAUGUGUCGGCACCAACAUGGACGAGUUUGGCAUGGGCAGCACCACUGAGGGGUCGGGUUACCAGGUAACAUAUGUUUGUGUGUGUGCGCAUGCACAUGUGUGUCUGUCUGCGAGUGCAUGUGUCGGCACCAACAUGGACGAGUUUGGCAUGGGCAGCACCACUGAGGGGUCGGGUUACCAGGUAACAUAUGUUUGUGUGUGUGCGCAUGCACAUGUGUGUCUGUCUGCGAGUGCAUGUGUCGGCACCAACAUGGACGAGUUUGGCAUGGGCAGCACCACUGAGGGGUCGGGUUACCAGGUAACAUAUGUUUGUGUGUGUGCGCAUGCACAUGUGUGUCUGUCUGCGAGUGCAUGUGUCGGCACCAACAUGGACGAGUUUGGCAUGGGCAGCACCACUGAGGGGUCGGGUUACCAGGUAACAUAUGUUUGUGUGUGUGCGCAUGCACAUGUGUGUCUGUCUGCGAGUGCAUGUGUCGGCACCAACAUGGACGAGUUUGGCAUGGGCAGCACCACUGAGGGGUCGGGUUACCAGGUAACAUAUGUUUGUGUGUGUGCGCAUGCACAUGUGUGUCUGUCUGCGAGUGCAUGUGUCGGCACCAACAUGGACGAGUUUGGCAUGGGCAGCACCACUGAGGGGUCGGGUUACCAGGUAACAUAUGUUUGUGUGUGUGCGCAUGCACAUGUGUGUCUGUCUGCGAGUGCAUGUGUCGGCACCAACAUGGACGAGUUUGGCAUGGGCAGCACCACUGAGGGGUCGGGUUACCAGGUAACAUAUGUUUGUGUGUGUGCGCAUGCACAUGUGUGUCUGUCUGCGAGUGCAUGUGUCGGCACCAACAUGGACGAGUUUGGCAUGGGCAGCGCCACUGAGGGGUCGGGUUACCAGGUAACAUAUGUUUGUGUGUGUGCGCAUGCACAUGUGUGUCUGUCUGCGAGUGCAUGUGUCGGCACCAACAUGGACGAGUUUGGCAUGGGCAGCACCACUGAGGGGUCGGGUUACCAGGUAACAUAUGUUUGUGUGUGUGCGCAUGCACAUGUGUGUCUGUCUGCGAGUGCAUGUGUCGGCACCAACAUGGACGAGUUUGGCAUGGGCAGCACCACUGAGGGGUCGGGUUACCAGGUAACAUAUGUUUGUGUGUGUGCGCAUGCACAUGUGUGUCUGUCUGCGAGUGCAUGUGUCGGCACCAACAUGGACGAGUUUGGCAUGGGCAGCACCACUGAGGGGUCGGGUUACCAGGUAACAUAUGUUUGUGUGUGUGCGCAUGCACAUGUGUGUCUGUCUGCGAGUGCAUGUGUCGGCACCAACAUGGACGAGUUUGGCAUGGGCAGCACCACUGAGGGGUCGGGUUACCAGGUAACAUAUGUUUGUGUGUGUGCGCAUGCACAUGUGUGUCUGUCUGCGAGUGCAUGUGUCGGCACCAACAUGGACGAGUUUGGCAUGGGCAGCACCACUGAGGGGUCGGGUUACCAGGUAACAUAUGUUUGUGUGUGUGCGCAUGCACAUGUGUGUCUGUCUGCGAGUGCAUGUGUCGGCACCAACAUGGACGAGUUUGGCAUGGGCAGCACCACUGAGGGGUCGGGUUACCAGGUAACAUAUGUUUGUGUGUGUGCGCAUGCACAUGUGUGUCUGUCUGCGAGUGCAUGUGUCGGCACCAACAUGGACGAGUUUGGCAUGGGCAGCACCACUGAGGGGUCGGGUUACCAGGUAACAUAUGUUUGUGUGUGUGCGCAUGCACAUGUGUGUCUGUCUGCGAGUGCAUGUGUCGGCACCAACAUGGACGAGUUUGGCAUGGGCAGCACCACUGAGGGGUCGGGUUACCAGGUAACAUGUGUUUGUGUGUGUGCGCAUGCACAUGUGUGUCUGUCUGCGAGUGCAUGUGUCGGCACCAACAUGGACGAGUUUGGCAUGGGCAGCGCCACUGAGGGGUCGGGUUACCAGGUAACAUAUGUUUGUGUGUGUGCGCAUGCACAUAUGUGUCUGUCUGCGAGUGCAUGUGUCGGCACCAACAUGGACGAGUUUGGCAUGGGCAGCACCACUGAGGGGUCGGGUUACCAGGUAACAUAUGUUUGUGUGUGUGCGCAUGCACAUGUGUGUCUGUCUGCGAGUGCAUGUGUCGGCACCAACAUGGACGAGUUUGGCAUGGGCAGCACCACUGAGGGGUCGGGUUACCAGGUAACAUAUGUUUGUGUGUGUGCGCAUGCACAUGUGUGUCUGUCUGCGAGUGCAUGUGUCGGCACCAACAUGGACGAGUUUGGCAUGGGCAGCGCCACUGAGGGGUCGGGUUACCAGGUAACAUAUGUUUGUGUGUGUGCGCAUGCACAUGUGUGUCUGUCUGCGAGUGCAUGUGUCGGCACCAACAUGGACGAGUUUGGCAUGGGCAGCACCACUGAGGGGUCGGGUUACCAGGUAACAUAUGUUUGUGUGUGUGCGCAUGCACAUGUGUGUCUGUCUGCGAGUGCAUGUGUCGGCACCAACAUGGACGAGUUUGGCAUGGGCAGCACCACUGAGGGGUCGGGUUACCAGGUAACAUAUGUUUGUGUGUGUGCGCAUGCACAUGUGUGUCUGUCUGCGAGUGCAUGUGUCGGCACCAACAUGGACGAGUUUGGCAUGGGCAGCACCACUGAGGGGUCGGGUUACCAGGUAACAUAUGUUUGUGUGUGUGCGCAUGCACAUGUGUGUCUGUCUGCGAGUGCAUGUGUCGGCACCAACAUGGACGAGUUUGGCAUGGGCAGCACCACUGAGGGGUCGGGUUACCAGGUAACAUAUGUUUGUGUGUGUGCGCAUGCACAUGUGUGUCUGUCUGCGAGUGCAUGUGUCGGCACCAACAUGGACGAGUUUGGCAUGGGCAGCACCACUGAGGGGUCGGGUUACCAGGUAACAUAUGUUUGUGUGUGUGCGCAUGCACAUGUGUGUCUGUCUGCGAGUGCAUGUGUCGGCACCAACAUGGACGAGUUUGGCAUGGGCAGCACCACUGAGGGGUCGGGUUACCAGGUAACAUAUGUUUGUGUGUGUGCGCAUGCACAUGUGUGUCUGUCUGCGAGUGCAUGUGUCGGCACCAACAUGGACGAGUUUGGCAUGGGCAGCACCACUGAGGGGUCGGGUUACCAGGUAACAUAUGUUUGUGUGUGUGCGCAUGCACAUGUGUGUCUGUCUGCGAGUGCAUGUGUCGGCACCAACAUGGACGAGUUUGGCAUGGGCAGCACCACUGAGGGGUCGGGUUACCAGGUAACAUAUGUUUGUGUGUGUGCGCAUGCACAUGUGUGUCUGUCUGCGAGUGCAUGUGUCGGCACCAACAUGGACGAGUUUGGCAUGGGCAGCACCACUGAGGGGUCGGGUUACCAGGUAACAUAUGUUUGUGUGUGUGCGCAUGCACAUGUGUGUCUGUCUGCGAGUGCAUGUGUCGGCACCAACAUGGACGAGUUUGGCAUGGGCAGCACCACUGAGGGGUCGGGUUACCAGGUAACAUAUGUUUGUGUGUGUGCGCAUGCACAUGUGUGUCUGUCUGCGAGUGCAUGUGUCGGCACCAACAUGGACGAGUUUGGCAUGGGCAGCACCACUGAGGGGUCGGGUUACCAGGUAACAUAUGUUUGUGUGUGUGCGCAUGCACAUGUGUGUCUGUCUGCGAGUGCAUGUGUCGGCACCAACAUGGACGAGUUUGGCAUGGGCAGCACCACUGAGGGGUCGGGUUACCAGGUAACAUAUGUUUGUGUGUGUGCGCAUGCACAUGUGUGUCUGUCUGCGAGUGCAUGUGUCGGCACCAACAUGGACGAGUUUGGCAUGGGCAGCACCACUGAGGGGUCGGGUUACCAGGUAACAUAUGUUUGUGUGUGUGCGCAUGCACAUGUGUGUCUGUCUGCGAGUGCAUGUGUCGGCACCAACAUGGACGAGUUUGGCAUGGGCAGCACCACUGAGGGGUCGGGUUACCAGGUAACAUAUGUUUGUGUGUGUGCGCAUGCACAUGUGUGUCUGUCUGCGAGUGCAUGUGUCGGCACCAACAUGGACGAGUUUGGCAUGGGCAGCACCACUGAGGGGUCGGGUUACCAGGUAACAUAUGUUUGUGUGUGUGCGCAUGCACAUGUGUGUCUGUCUGCGAGUGCAUGUGUCGGCACCAACAUGGACGAGUUUGGCAUGGGCAGCACCACUGAGGGGUCGGGUUACCAGGUAACAUAUGUUUGUGUGUGUGCGCAUGCACAUGUGUGUCUGUCUGCGAGUGCAUGUGUCGGCACCAACAUGGACGAGUUUGGCAUGGGCAGCACCACUGAGGGGUCGGGUUACCAGGUAACAUAUGUUUGUGUGUGUGCGCAUGCACAUGUGUGUCUGUCUGCGAGUGCAUGUGUCGGCACCAACAUGGACGAGUUUGGCAUGGGCAGCGCCACUGAGGGGUCGGGUUACCAGGUAACAUAUGUUUGUGUGUGUGCGCAUGCACAUGUGUGUCUGUCUGCGAGUGCAUGUGUCGGCACCAACAUGGACGAGUUUGGCAUGGGCAGCACCACUGAGGGGUCGGGUUACCAGGUAACAUAUGUUUGUGUGUGUGCGCAUGCACAUGUGUGUCUGUCUGCGAGUGCAUGUGUCGGCACCAACAUGGACGAGUUUGGCAUGGGCAGCACCACUGAGGGGUCGGGUUACCAGGUAACAUAUGUUUGUGUGUGUGCGCAUGCACAUGUGUGUCUGUCUGCGAGUGCAUGUGUCGGCACCAACAUGGACGAGUUUGGCAUGGGCAGCGCCACUGAGGGGUCGGGUUACCAGGUAACAUAUGUUUGUGUGUGUGCGCAUGCACAUGUGUGUCUGUCUGCGAGUGCAUGUGUCGGCACCAACAUGGACGAGUUUGGCAUGGGCAGCACCACUGAGGGGUCGGGUUACCAGGUAACAUAUGUUUGUGUGUGUGCGCAUGCACAUGUGUGUCUGUCUGCGAGUGCAUGUGUCGGCACCAACAUGGACGAGUUUGGCAUGGGCAGCACCACUGAGGGGUCGGGUUACCAGGUAACAUAUGUUUGUGUGUGUGCGCAUGCACAUGUGUGUCUGUCUGCGAGUGCAUGUGUCGGCACCAACAUGGACGAGUUUGGCAUGGGCAGCACCACUGAGGGGUCGGGUUACCAGGUAACAUAUGUUUGUGUGUGUGCGCAUGCACAUGUGUGUCUGUCUGCGAGUGCAUGUGUCGGCACCAACAUGGACGAGUUUGGCAUGGGCAGCACCACUGAGGGGUCGGGUUACCAGGUAACAUAUGUUUGUGUGUGUGCGCAUGCACAUGUGUGUCUGUCUGCGAGUGCAUGUGUCGGCACCAACAUGGACGAGUUUGGCAUGGGCAGCACCACUGAGGGGUCGGGUUACCAGGUAACAUAUGUUUGUGUGUGUGCGCAUGCACAUGUGUGUCUGUCUGCGAGUGCAUGUGUCGGCACCAACAUGGACGAGUUUGGCAUGGGCAGCGCCACUGAGGGGUCGGGUUACCAGGUAACAUAUGUUUGUGUGUGUGCGCAUGCACAUGUGUGUCUGUCUGCGAGUGCAUGUGUCGGCACCAACAUGGACGAGUUUGGCAUGGGCAGCACCACUGAGGGGUCGGGUUACCAGGUAACAUAUGUUUGUGUGUGUGCGCAUGCACAUGUGUGUCUGUCUGCGAGUGCAUGUGUCGGCACCAACAUGGACGAGUUUGGCAUGGGCAGCACCACUGAGGGGUCGGGUUACCAGGUAACAUAUGUUUGUGUGUGUGCGCAUGCACAUGUGUGUCUGUCUGCGAGUGCAUGUGUCGGCACCAACAUGGACGAGUUUGGCAUGGGCAGCGCCACUGAGGGGUCGGGUUACCAGGUAACAUAUGUUUGUGUGUGUGCGCAUGCACAUGUGUGUCUGUCUGCGAGUGCAUGUGUCGGCACCAACAUGGACGAGUUUGGCAUGGGCAGCACCACUGAGGGGUCGGGUUACCAGGUAACAUAUGUUUGUGUGUGUGCGCAUGCACAUGUGUGUCUGUCUGCGAGUGCAUGUGUCGGCACCAACAUGGACGAGUUUGGCAUGGGCAGCACCACUGAGGGGUCGGGUUACCAGGUAACAUAUGUUUGUGUGUGUGCGCAUGCACAUGUGUGUCUGUCUGCGAGUGCAUGUGUCGGCACCAACAUGGACGAGUUUGGCAUGGGCAGCACCACUGAGGGGUCGGGUUACCAGGUAACAUAUGUUUGUGUGUGUGCGCAUGCACAUGUGUGUCUGUCUGCGAGUGCAUGUGUCGGCACCAACAUGGACGAGUUUGGCAUGGGCAGCACCACUGAGGGGUCGGGUUACCAGGUAACAUAUGUUUGUGUGUGUGCGCAUGCACAUGUGUGUCUGUCUGCGAGUGCAUGUGUCGGCACCAACAUGGACGAGUUUGGCAUGGGCAGCACCACUGAGGGGUCGGGUUACCAGGUAACAUAUGUUUGUGUGUGUGCGCAUGCACAUGUGUGUCUGUCUGCGAGUGCAUGUGUCGGCACCAACAUGGACGAGUUUGGCAUGGGCAGCACCACUGAGGGGUCGGGUUACCAGGUAACAUAUGUUUGUGUGUGUGCGCAUGCACAUGUGUGUCUGUCUGCGAGUGCAUGUGUCGGCACCAACAUGGACGAGUUUGGCAUGGGCAGCACCACUGAGGGGUCGGGUUACCAGGUAACAUAUGUUUGUGUGUGUGCGCAUGCACAUGUGUGUCUGUCUGCGAGUGCAUGUGUCGGCACCAACAUGGACGAGUUUGGCAUGGGCAGCACCACUGAGGGGUCGGGUUACCAGGUAACAUAUGUUUGUGUGUGUGCGCAUGCACAUGUGUGUCUGUCUGCGAGUGCAUGUGUCGGCACCAACAUGGACGAGUUUGGCAUGGGCAGCACCACUGAGGGGUCGGGUUACCAGGUAACAUAUGUUUGUGUGUGUGCGCAUGCACAUGUGUGUCUGUCUGCGAGUGCAUGUGUCGGCACCAACAUGGACGAGUUUGGCAUGGGCAGCGCCACUGAGGGGUCGGGUUACCAGGUAACAUAUGUUUGUGUGUGUGCGCAUGCACAUGUGUGUCUGUCUGCGAGUGCAUGUGUCGGCACCAACAUGGACGAGUUUGGCAUGGGCAGCACCACUGAGGGGUCGGGUUACCAGGUAACAUAUGUUUGUGUGUGUGCGCAUGCACAUGUGUGUCUGUCUGCGAGUGCAUGUGUCGGCACCAACAUGGACGAGUUUGGCAUGGGCAGCACCACUGAGGGGUCGGGUUACCAGGUAACAUAUGUUUGUGUGUGUGCGCAUGCACAUGUGUGUCUGUCUGCGAGUGCAUGUGUCGGCACCAACAUGGACGAGUUUGGCAUGGGCAGCACCACUGAGGGGUCGGGUUACCAGGUAACAUAUGUUUGUGUGUGUGCGCAUGCACAUGUGUGUCUGUCUGCGAGUGCAUGUGUCGGCACCAACAUGGACGAGUUUGGCAUGGGCAGCACCACUGAGGGGUCGGGUUACCAGGUAACAUAUGUUUGUGUGUGUGCGCAUGCACAUGUGUGUCUGUCUGCGAGUGCAUGUGUCGGCACCAACAUGGACGAGUUUGGCAUGGGCAGCACCACUGAGGGGUCGGGUUACCAGGUAACAUAUGUUUGUGUGUGUGCGCAUGCACAUGUGUGUCUGUCUGCGAGUGCAUGUGUCGGCACCAACAUGGACGAGUUUGGCAUGGGCAGCACCACUGAGGGGUCGGGUUACCAGGUAACAUAUGUUUGUGUGUGUGCGCAUGCACAUGUGUGUCUGUCUGCGAGUGCAUGUGUCGGCACCAACAUGGACGAGUUUGGCAUGGGCAGCACCACUGAGGGGUCGGGUUACCAGGUAACAUAUGUUUGUGUGUGUGCGCAUGCACAUGUGUGUCUGUCUGCGAGUGCAUGUGUCGGCACCAACAUGGACGAGUUUGGCAUGGGCAGCACCACUGAGGGGUCGGGUUACCAGGUAACAUAUGUUUGUGUGUGUGCGCAUGCACAUGUGUGUCUGUCUGCGAGUGCAUGUGUCGGCACCAACAUGGACGAGUUUGGCAUGGGCAGCACCACUGAGGGGUCGGGUUACCAGGUAACAUAUGUUUGUGUGUGUGCGCAUGCACAUGUGUGUCUGUCUGCGAGUGCAUGUGUCGGCACCAACAUGGACGAGUUUGGCAUGGGCAGCACCACUGAGGGGUCGGGUUACCAGGUAACAUAUGUUUGUGUGUGUGCGCAUGCACAUGUGUGUCUGUCUGCGAGUGCAUGUGUCGGCACCAACAUGGACGAGUUUGGCAUGGGCAGCACCACUGAGGGGUCGGGUUACCAGGUAACAUAUGUUUGUGUGUGUGCGCAUGCACAUGUGUGUCUGUCUGCGAGUGCAUGUGUCGGCACCAACAUGGACGAGUUUGGCAUGGGCAGCACCACUGAGGGGUCGGGUUACCAGGUAACAUAUGUUUGUGUGUGUGCGCAUGCACAUGUGUGUCUGUCUGCGAGUGCAUGUGUCGGCACCAACAUGGACGAGUUUGGCAUGGGCAGCACCACUGAGGGGUCGGGUUACCAGGUAACAUAUGUUUGUGUGUGUGCGCAUGCACAUGUGUGUCUGUCUGCGAGUGCAUGUGUCGGCACCAACAUGGACGAGUUUGGCAUGGGCAGCACCACUGAGGGGUCGGGUUACCAGGUAACAUAUGUUUGUGUGUGUGCGCAUGCACAUGUGUGUCUGUCUGCGAGUGCAUGUGUCGGCACCAACAUGGACGAGUUUGGCAUGGGCAGCACCACUGAGGGGUCGGGUUACCAGGUAACAUAUGUUUGUGUGUGUGCGCAUGCACAUGUGUGUCUGUCUGCGAGUGCAUGUGUCGGCACCAACAUGGACGAGUUUGGCAUGGGCAGCACCACUGAGGGGUCGGGUUACCAGGUAACAUAUGUUUGUGUGUGUGCGCAUGCACAUGUGUGUCUGUCUGCGAGUGCAUGUGUCGGCACCAACAUGGACGAGUUUGGCAUGGGCAGCACCACUGAGGGGUCGGGUUACCAGGUAACAUAUGUUUGUGUGUGUGCGCAUGCACAUGUGUGUCUGUCUGCGAGUGCAUGUGUCGGCACCAACAUGGACGAGUUUGGCAUGGGCAGCACCACUGAGGGGUCGGGUUACCAGGUAACAUAUGUUUGUGUGUGUGCGCAUGCACAUGUGUGUCUGUCUGCGAGUGCAUGUGUCGGCACCAACAUGGACGAGUUUGGCAUGGGCAGCACCACUGAGGGGUCGGGUUACCAGGUAACAUAUGUUUGUGUGUGUGCGCAUGCACAUGUGUGUCUGUCUGCGAGUGCAUGUGUCGGCACCAACAUGGACGAGUUUGGCAUGGGCAGCACCACUGAGGGGUCGGGUUACCAGGUGACAGCCAACCCCUGGGAUCUCUCGCGAGUGCCAGGCGGCAGUUCAGGAGGCUCUGCCGCUGCUGUGGCGGCUGGGCAGUGUGCUGUAGCUUUGGGCUCUGACACGGGUGAGGCGCCUCCUCCAGCGGUGGAGGUGCGCACUGCACUGCACUGCACGGCGCACUGCUCAUCUGCAUCUGCUGCUCCUGCUGUGGCGGCCGGGCAGCCGUGGAUCUGGGCCCUGAUACAGGGUCUCAUGGCCUAUGCGUCUAGCCUCGACUGCGUGGGCGUGCUUGGUCUCGUGACGUGGGGCAGCGUGCGUCUCCCUGCAUCAUUCUGCGGCAUAGUUGGCUUAAAGCCCUCUUACGGCCGUGUUUCCCGCCUGGGUCUCAUGGCGUAUGAGUCUAGCCUGGACUGCGUGGGCGUGCUUGGGGGCAGUGUGCGCCUGCCAGCUUCAUUCUGCGGGAUAGUUGGCUUAAAGCCCUCGUACGGCCGGGUCUCCCGCCUGGGCCUCAUGGCGUAUGCGUCCAGCCUGGACUGCGUGGGCGUGCUUGGGCUCAUGGGGUCGUCCUUCUGUGGCAUAGUGGGUCUGAAGCCCUCCUAUGGCAGUGUCUCCCGGCUGGGCUUCAUGGUGUGGCAGCGUGCGUCUGCCAGCGUCCUUCUGUGGCAUAGUGGGUCUGAAGCCCGAGUGUCGCGCCUGGGGCUCAUGGCGUAUGCGUUCAGCCUGGACUGUGUGGGCGUGCUGGGGCGAUCAGUAGAGGACACAGCCAUUGUGCUGCAGGCGAUGGCGGGGAGAGACGACGGGGACAGCACGUGCAGCAAGGAGGACUGUGUGGGUGGGCGUGCUGCACUGGGCGUGCUGCACUGGGCGUGCUGCACUGGGCGUGCUGCACUGGGCGUGCUGCACUGGGCGUGCUGCACUGGGCGUGCUGCACUGGGCGUGCUGCACUGGGCGUGCUGCACUGGGCGUGCUGCACUGGGCGUGCUGCACUGGGCGUGCUGCACUGGGCGUGCUGCACUGGGCGUGCUGCACUGGGCGUGCUGCACUGGGCGUGCUGCACUGGGCGUGCUGCACUGGGCGUGCUGCACUGGGCGUGCUGCACUGGGCGUGCUGCACUGGGCGUGCUGCACUGGGCUUGCUGCACUGGGCUUGCUGCACUGGGCUUGCUGCACUGGGCUUGCUGCACUGGGCUUGCUGCACUGGGCUUGCUGCAUGAGUCAUUGCAUGGACUCACACAACAAGCCAGUACCAGACUACACGGCAGCCCUCCUCCCCGUCGCCUCGCUCGGCUCCAAGCCGCUGACAGGUGUCCGCUUCGCAUUGGUCCAGGAGACCAUGGGCGCUGGCGUUGAUGCUGACGUGGCGCAGGCCGUCCGGGCGGCGGCGGCGCACUACGAGACGCUAGGAGCCACCGUGGAGGAGGUGUCCAUGCCGUUCUUCGCCAGUGGCCUGCCAGCAUACUAUAUCCUCGCACCCUCUGAAGCCUCCUCAAAUCUCUCUCGCUACGACGGCAUCAGGUUUGGACCCCAGCAGCCAGGCACGGACCUCACGUCCCUCUACAGCAACACUCGAGGCCAGGGCUUUGGCAAGGAGGUGGGCAGUUGGCGGGAAGUGAAGAGGCGCAUUCUAAUGGGCACAUACGCACUCUCUGCCGGCUAUUAUGAUGCCUACUACAAGAAGGCACAGCAGGUGCGCACGAUGAUUCGGCGGGAGUUUCUGGCAGCACUCGAGGGGCACGAUGCUCUCAUCACCCCCACCGCGCCCACCACAGCCUACAGCAUUGGUGAGAAGACAUCAGACCCCCUCGCCAUGUAUGUUGGCGACCUCAUGACGGUCAGCCCUCUAAAACUUCUCCCUUACUUCUCCCAGACCUCUCCCAGACCUCUCCCAGACCUCUCCCAGACCUCUCCCAGACCUCUCCCAGACCUCUCCCAUACUUCUCCCAGACUUGUGAAUGUGAACCUAGCGGGUCUACCAGCCAUCUCUCUGCCCUGCGGGUUAGCCCCUGGUGGACCCCAUGGUCUGCCCAUCGGCCUUCAGAUCAUCGGCGCUCCCUUCGCUGAGGUUAGCCCCUGGUGGGUCCCAUGGCCUCCCUAUCGGCCUUCAGAUCAUCGGUGCUCCCUUAGCGGAGACCAGUUGUCUUCCAAGGUGCCCCACCACCCACCGCCCACCAACGCCCCCUCUCCUCCCUCUCCUCCCUCUUUACACAGGCGGCAAUUCUCAAGUACGCACAUGUGUUUGAGCAGACCAGUUGUCUUCCAAGGUGCCCCACCACCCACCGCCCACCAACGCCCCCUCUCCUCCCUCUCCUCCCUCUUUACACAGGCGACCAUUCUCAAGUACGCACAUGUGUUUGAGCAGACCACUCCUGCAUGGCAAUCAGGACUCGCCAUUGCAUCUCCUGUUACUGCCGCUGCUUCCACGUAG
Molecule: messenger RNA, 35673 nt
Organism: Closterium sp. Naga37s-1
Lineage: Eukaryota; Viridiplantae; Streptophyta; Zygnematophyceae; Desmidiales; Closteriaceae
Source: the annotation of a GenBank genome assembly